CCCGCCGCACCCCCCCCGCCGCCGCCGCUCGCGCUCGGCCAUGGCGGAGGCUGAACUUGAUGAACAGCAUUUCCAGGUGCAUCAGCCCAAGGAGCUGCAGAUGUUCGGGCUUGUUGUCCAGGCCUCAGCCCAUGUUGCUGCCUAAACUUCUGACCGAGCACCGAAUGCCAGAAAGCAGGCUUCGGUGGGCAGGCAGAGUCCGAGGGUGGUGCCAUACCCAGCCCACAGCCUAUGUCCCGGAGAGCCUGGCCUUCAGAGUGCAGCAGUUGUGUCAAUGGGCUCGGCUGAUCACCGACUGAACCUAGCAGAGAUCCUUUCACAGAACUAUGGUGUACGGGAGGAAAGGGAAGAAGAGGAAGAUACUCAGGAGAAACAGAAAUCCUUAGAAGAGCUGGAGAAGAGUUUCAGUGCCUCUCAGAACAGUGAAAUGCCAUUUGAGGAGCUGCUUGCACUUUACGGCUAUGAGGCAUCCGAUCCCAUCUCAGAACAGGGCAGUGAGAGCAAUGAUAUUACUCCAAAUCUCCCAGAUAUGACUCUGGAUAAGGAACAAAUAGCGAAGGAUUUGCUUUCAGGGGAAGAAGAGGAGGAGACACAGUCUUCAGCUGAUGAUCUGACUCCAUCCGUCACAUCCCAUGAUGCGUCAGACCUAUUCCCAAACCAGCCUGGCUCAAACAACUUUCUUGCUGAUGAAGACAAAGAGCCCUGUUCAUCUCCAUGUGCUUCCUCUAUGGCUGAGGAUUCAGAGGAGGACUCCAUCCCAUCCAACGAGUGUAAGAAGGAGAUCAUGGUUGGACCUCAGUACCAAGCCACUGUUCCCAUCCUCCACUUGAAUAGGCACAGUGAAAAAGCCUAUGAAAAUGAAGAUCAGCUGCUUUGGGACCCAAACAUCCUUCCUGAGAGAGAGGUUGAAGAGUUCCUAUAUUGUGCAGUGAAGCGGCGGUGGGAUGAGCUGUCUAGCAGCAGCCUGCCAGAAGGAGAGAUGGUGAAGGACAAUGAACAGGCAUUGUAUGAACUCGUUAAAUGCAAUUUCAAUGCAGAAGAGGCAUUACGGAGGUUACGGUUCAAUGUGAAGGUUAUCAGAGAUGAGCUUUGUGCCUGGAGCGAGGAAGAAUGUAGAAAUUUUGAACAUGGCUUCAGGGUCCAUGGGAAAAACUUUCAUCUUAUCCAAGCAAACAAGGUCCGCACCCGGUCAGUGGGCGAGUGUGUGGAGUAUUACUACAUGUGGAAAAAGUCAGAGCGCUAUGACUACUUCACUCAGCAGACUCGUUUAGGAAGGAAGAAGUACGUCCUCCACCCUGGAGCCACGGAUUACACCGACAAUGACUUGGAUGGGGGUGAGGUAGAAAACGCCAGUCGUUCUCGGAGCUCCCCACCGAUUCCAUCUGCCACUAGCUGCCUGGACUCUCACUUUGGCCAAGAUCAGCUAGUGAUUGAGAGCACAGAGCCUCUGAGCGUGGAGAGCACAGCCUGCAGCCUGGGCAGCAUGAGCGAGUCGGGGCAGGGCUAUGAGUGCAGUACUCCUUCGGAGACGAAUUGUUCCUUCGACCCCGCCGAGGAGACCUCCUCAGGCACGCUCUCGGCUUCCUGCACACGGCAUACUGUCACCCCCUCCGACACGGGGCUCUAUGCUUUGCCGCCGGCAGGACCAGGACUAGCAGAGAAGCAGGAGACGUUGCAAAGCUCUGGUGAGACGAUAACCAUGGACUUCACUCUCCCUGCAGACAUUAAUGAGGGCUUACCUUUAAUUGCUGGCCCUGUGGAUUUGGACAGAGACCCAGAGGCAGUGGUGGCCCCUGCGCAAGUGUCCUUAUCGGUCACAGAUUUUGGCCUCAUUGGCAUUGGAGAUGUAAAUAGCUUUCUGACUGCGCAUCAGGCCUGUCCGGCACCCGUGGCUCGGUCAGAGCCCUUGUCACAGUGAGAGUCUCCAGUCACAAACCUGUCACAAAUCCACCAAGGACUUUGACCUGACUGAGUGAAAUCCUGGAACUUCCACUGUUCUCUAGGGACAGCAUGGAGCUGUUGGUCAGAAUCUGUCUUUCCAUCCUCCUUGAUCCAAGGCUACAGUGAAACCAAACACGUUUCUGCUCCAGCGUGUUCCGACACGAUCACACAAAGCUGGUGGCCAGCUUGAGUGAGGGGGGAGGCCCACAACCCCCCGUUUUGUUGACCGUGUGUCACCCCAGGUCUUGCCAGGCUGUUGGGAGAGUCCCUGCCCCCAGGACCGGGGAGGUGGAGUCCCUCCUCUGGCUCCAGUGGGACGGUCUGAGUGCAAAAAUGUGUUGAGAACAGGAAUGUAUCGCAGGCACUUUGGGGCUGGGACAGAGGAUGCAGUCUGGAGGUCCGAGAGCUUAGGAAAUCAGCAUGGAGCACAAUCUGCCCGGGCUGGAGGGCUGCUCACCAGCGGAGAUGGGCAUGGCGAUGCCAAAGGAAGGCGAGGAGUCGUGGCUGUUCACCCGCACAGUGGGCUGCAAUAGAAGUCGUUCUCCCCGUUCCCCUUCUCACAGCUGUCCUGCGCUCCUGAGCUGAGGACUGUAACAGGUGCUCGCAGUCCUGUUUUCAAACCUCCUGGGGCUGCGCGUUGCUCUCUGCCUGCACUGCUGUCAGCUCCGGCUGGGACGUCGCCUGUUCCAGUCCUUUGGCUGAAACUUAGGUCUUGGAAAGGGGUGCUGUGCGGUGCAGCAGUGUUGUGCAUGCUAAAGCCCAUCCCGCCUUCCCUUGUAGUGCUCUGCCAUGAACUGGGCCGGGGAGAUCUUGUGCUGGGAGUCAAGGCAGUGUCCAGACCCACAAAGUGAUGUUGGCCUUCAGUGCUGCACUGCUGCCCCCUUUGUUCUUGGCGGUGAAUAACUCGAUCGUUUCUGGCCCUGCUGUACUUCAGGAGGGUGAAACGCAGCUACAACCUCAGUAACGUCUCAGCUUGUUCCAAACAAUUUGCUAGCUGGGGAAGGAGGAGGAGCUGGACGCAGGAAGAGAGGGCCAGAAGGGGAUGGUGAUCUCUGAGUUGAACCUUGCUUUUUUGGGUGCCUGAAGCUAGAAUUGUGGAAAUGGAGAAGCAGCAGCCGCCACUGGGUAAGGGGCAGCCGCUGCCUGACCUCCCCGGGCAGUGACAGCGAACAGAGCGAGGAUGUGCAUCCUGGCAGGGCGAGAGCUUCCAGCUGUGUCUCCCUGGAGUCACCCACAGCGGGGCCGUGCAUCCUCCCCACCGCUGCGCACACUGCGUGCACCUCAGCUCCCUGGGCACCCCGCGUCGGACACCGCUGCUAGCGCCGAGAGGCAGGCAGGAGAGCACGCCAGUCCCAGCGCAUCCCUACCCCUUCCCACCUGCCUCCGUUCUUCUAAAACGUCACCAAAAAAGCUCUCUCUUCUGAGAGAAAAGUGCGUCUCUACUGCCAAUGGCGUUUUGAGGAGGUGACGAGGGUCGGCACCGAAGUGGCCAGAGGCCACGCAGAGCUGUGCUGGCUCGGAGGAGCGUCUGUGGGUGCGCUGAGUCGGAGCUGGUCUGCAUCCCGCUUGUGUGCCAGGUCUGGGGCUUGUCACUGGCUUAUGUCCACUGUUCGCAUUCCUUUUUUCCAUGCAGGGAACACUGCUGACUUGCUGGGCAGGGCUCUAAUGCAGAUGUUCCCUUCCUCCAGCCAUUUGCUGUGCUUGGGAAGGGUUUGGGUUGAGUCUUUUUGCUUAUUUUGGUAGAGGUCUUCAGGCGGUGAUCCUGCAGUUGCUUCUGCUGCCAGUGGAUUUGGAAGAUGACUAAAGGCAUCAGCCUGGGACCCUCUUUUACCCGGCCCAGCGAGGUUGUGCUCACUCCUGCAGCAGGGGCAUGGAGACAGCACCAGACAGCUUCACGGGGUAGCUUAGGAUCAGACCUCAUCUCUCCCUUUCAGGCCCCAGACCCAUUCGCCUACGUGAGCAGGGUGGGUGCUUGUUUCGGUCCCCAGCCAGCCCUGCUAGGAGGUGCCGAGCUCCAGACACCGCUCUUGUGGCCAGGCAUUGCUCUGUGAAACGUGCCGUAAAAUGGAGGUCUCGCCUCUGGCUGCUCCCAGCUGCUGGAAACAGAAAGCAAACACAAGUGCCCGCUCCAUAGUGAAACUUCCCAGGCUGUGAUUCCCCUUUUCUGGGGGAGAGAGGAAGCUGCUUGGCUGGAAGGAGAGGAGGUGGCAGGGCGAGAGCAUCUGCAGCCCUCCCAGGGAGGGUCAGGCCUUGGCUUCUCCUCUCCAUCAGCCAAGAAUGUUCUUAGUAGUUUUUCCUGAAACCAUUUUUCUUUGGUUUGUUUCAAGCCCCAAUGAAAGGAGAGGAGAGGCUGGAGGAGGCAGAAAUGUCUUAUUUAUAUUAUUCAGUGUUGUUUACAGAUUCGCAUGGGGUCUUUCAACGUGAGCGCAGCGCUUUUCCCACAUAACUGUAAGGGAGAGGGGUGAAAAGGGCUGGGGCAGGGUGGGGAGUCACUGGGGGAGGUUUGGUUUUGGUUUUGUUGGGGUUUUCUUUUUCCUUCUUACAAAGCACAUUCACUUUGAGACGCUCCCAAUGCUGGACUCUUCCCCCCACCCCCAAGCCCUACACUGUGAAGUGAUACUGCCUUGAAGACCCCUCGCCGUUAUUUAUUUAAUUAAAAACCUAAUUU
Molecule: messenger RNA, 4609 nt
Organism: Cygnus atratus (black swan)
Lineage: Eukaryota; Metazoa; Chordata; Aves; Anseriformes; Anatidae
Gene: MIER2
Product: MIER family member 2
Exons: 14
Coding region: 275-1918 (547 amino acids)
Biological process (GO): negative regulation of transcription by RNA polymerase II
Cellular component (GO): nucleoplasm
Molecular function (GO): histone deacetylase binding; transcription corepressor activity
Source: RefSeq, a predicted model, not a curated record